CUCCACCUUACCCCGCCACACAUUAAGCCACUGAGUUCACAAUGUAUAGCUCCUCUUGAGGCCACUAGCUCUUCUGCCCAUGUAGUCCUGCCGGAUCUGUCACCAGGCAAAUACGAUCAUCCCAGUUGUCGGAUCUGCCACUCUUCAGAUGGCCAGCUUUCGCGUGGAUUCCUGUCACGGCUGCAAAAUGCAGAAGUUAAGGAUCCCCUUAGUCAGCCGCAUCCUCCGAACGAUGCCCUCCAGCCUCCCCAUCACGGGCAGAUCCAUCUCCGACCAGCGUGGCUGGACGCAACCUCUUUAGCGCACCCUACAGAAGGAGAUCCGUCCUUUCUGGCAGCUUUGUCCACCUCGUUGCCAGCCUCUCAAACCAACCUGCCGGUAUGCGAGGUCAUUGCGACUUCAGACGGUCCUAAUCCUCCGGAGACGCUGUGGUCGAGUGCAGCCUCUCGACAUGCGACGGCGACUGGGAUGACGCAUGAAAGAGGCGGUCUUGCGGGGCGUCGACGACAACGA
Messenger RNA from Protopolystoma xenopodis, 513 nucleotides. The record is from the annotation of a GenBank genome assembly. NCBI's taxonomy places the organism in Eukaryota, Metazoa, Platyhelminthes, Monogenea, Polystomatidea, Polystomatidae.